Opisthorchis viverrini is the source of this 207-nucleotide messenger RNA. RefSeq lists its product as hypothetical. The transcript has a single exon. Lineage: Eukaryota; Metazoa; Platyhelminthes; Trematoda; Opisthorchiida; Opisthorchiidae. The annotation marks the transcript as partial. The record is from RefSeq and is a predicted model, not a curated record.
AUGGACCAUCGUUCGCGCACGGAGAACUCACACACACCCGUACCUCCAAAGCAAUAUUCACUUGAUGUAGACUUUCCACUGGGUAUGGUCGGUUCUCAGGACGACGCUGAAACUGGCGCACCUUUGGUGGAUCGAUACUAUGCCGGUUCUGAACGAGGUGCUUUCAAAACGGCAAGAUCGCCUAUUAGUGUUCUCGCACCUUGCAAA